UCGUCCUCGCGGCGGUCGAGCAAAGAAAUCCGGCGGCUCUCCGACAUGCGAGUUAUCAUUCAUGAGCGGACAAGUGACAGCGAGGAUUUAAUUCUCGCGGCGGUCGAGCAAGAUGAGAAUGCGUAAGACCGGGCCACGAGCCCGAUUCAAGCCACGUGAAUAAAUGCUGGCGGACUUGUAGACAAGCAGGCAACAAAAAAAAGUUUCGGUAUGCGAGUGAAGAGCUGAGAAAUGGCCGCGUCCGCGAAGUCGUUUUUGCAGCGCUAAAGAAAAUUGGGGGUGGACACUCUCGAGUAUGUGGGAAGUGAGCAACUGCCGAGGUGACGGAGGUGGUUGCUUGUGUGUGGAAGAGGAGGAGGAGACCGAGGUGGAAGGUGAAACUAAUCACAAGGGAAGCUCCUGAAUUUGGAAUAGACUGAAAGAAGUGAAUAUGUUAUAAAGCAGCAUUGUUAAUAAAGUAUCUUAGGUUCAUACAAGGACUGCUCUGCGUUGCAUGCUUUUUAUGAUGCGUUGUUGCGUACUUUGAUACCUAAAUGAAGUCAAAUCAUCCUGAUCCUUAUAAUCUCCAAAAUCAAAAAUCAACAGUCAGGGCUAAAGAAGGCAAGACCGAUGUCUCGAAGGUUGUCCCAAAUAAGCGCCAGCGUUAAAUACAGAAGUAAAUCUAAGCGAAUAAAAAUUAAGAGAGCAGCAAAUGGCCAGUUAUUAUAAUAAAAGGGCGGCUAUGUAUAUUUUCCUUUGGUUUUCAGUCGCUGCGUCACGAAGCAUCUUAAGCUUUGCGUCGCGCUAGGUCUUUCGAUUGGAGUGCUUGCGGGAUGUGUGGCGUUUGAUCUCCCGCAUCUGGGUCCGCCGUAGUGCAUAAAUUUGGGCCCGGCGCAUUCUCCUCGUCCGCAGCCUGAUCGCCAGCCUCUUGCUGUGCUUUCUUGAUGAUCGCACUAGUUUGCCACGGGCAUAAUAUCUGAUAAGAUCGCGAACCCGAACAUAGAGAAGGCUUACGAUUUUAAAGAAGCAAUGCCUGUGCGUUGUGCCACGUCUGAAGAGCCUGCCCUGGUUGUAAGUUCGGGCACUCAUAUCUGCGUCUGUGUUCCGACAUUUUAGGUAGACUCUGCCGCGAUGACACUUGACUAAACAAGUGGAGUCAUAGCUUUUAAAAGCCUGCCGGCCGCGCCGUUAAAGAUGGGCACAAGAGACAGCGUAGGCGGGAGAAAGUGCCGCACUUCGAGACGUGUAGAGGAGAGCUGCACUUAUUGUAAUGUCCGACUGUAAUACAGUGCGCGCUCCCUCCUUUUUAUGUCAGGAACCAUGUAACCUUCAUCCUCACUCUUCAUCCACAACCGUCGACGGUCGGAUCAGGGCACGUGGAGCCAUCGUGAAGUGCGUCCUACAGAAAAAUCUUGCGUUCCAGUCAUCAAAAAUGUUGAAGUUCGUCAGUUUAAUAUCUAAGUAGACAAACCAGAGAGUCAGAUUAGAUAUCAUCAAUCUAGACAAAGCAGAGAGAGAGAGAGUCAUUGACCUACUCCUACACCCUAAGAUGAGAGAGCUUGUUGACCCUGAGAGCAUCUAAAACGCAAGUCGGACGUCGUGCCGAUGAAAAUGGGCCACUUAUAAACGACAUGGAAAUUAUACACUGCGUCAAAAUUAGUGUUGAGAGCAUCAGAGCAAGCUACCACCUCCUUAUAAUCUUCUAUGGUAAAUUAAUGUGGGGAAAAUUAUACUAAGUAGAUCAACAUGCCUACCUCGCCUCCGUCUCUCGAAGUCGAGAACGACCCUGUCAAGGGUGCGAAUCUUAUCUCAGCGGCUCAGCAAUCUAAAGCAGAUGGCAACGAUGCGUACGGAAGAGGCGAGUUUACGAUUGCUGUGAAGCUGUGGACUGUGGCCUUGCGCAGUGUGGUGGAUGCUGGGAGGUUUGUUUACGGAGAAAAAGCAUGAUAAGCUGUACUAUCUAGCGCGGGUAGUUCUUGUCGUCUGAUUCUUUCACAGUAAGCCUGAAUGGUUCUGGUAUUUUUGGUAUAGCCUGAGUUUGAUCCUAAGGGAAAACAAGAAGAGAACCCUUUUUAGGAUCAAAUUGAGGCUAUACCAAAAAUACCAAAACCAUACAAAGCCUAAGUGCAGAUCUUCAACAGGUGGAAAGAUCAACAGAGAUCUGAAUGUGACGUCGAGUGAAUCUUCGUCCACGUCGUUCCUACGUACAACUAGACCUUCAUUCUUCUUUCUCGAUUCUUCUUCUUUCAUUUGAAACUGUAAUAUAUUUCGUUUUAUUCUAUAGCACUCGUGGUCCUGUAGUAAUAAAUUUCUAUAGCACUCGUCUGUCUCUAAUUUCUUUCAUAUUCAGCACUCUUCUUUCAUUUCCCUGUAAUAAAUUUUUAUAGCACGACUCAUCGUCGUCUGUCUCUAAUUUCUGCUCCUCGACAAAGGAGUUCAAGAUCUCGAACGAACGCUGUACCUGAAUUUGGCACAAGGCCAGCUGAGGUGUCAAAACUGGACUGCGGCAGAGCGAGCUUGUGACGUAGUUCUGCGCGAAGAUCCCAAAAACGAGAAGGCUUUAUUCCGUCUGGGAGAAGCACAGCUUCACAGUGGAGCGCCAGUUGAGGAAUUUCAGAAGACUGUUGGGCGUUUGAAUGACCUAGGGAGGGCAAGCAACGGCGAGGGACGAGACUGUCCCUCGGGGCAAGAAGAAGAUGUUAUUAACUUAAGGGUAGAAUAGGCAAUAUAUAAAGGUGUUGUUCCUGCUACCGUUUGUUUUGCCUCUCGUCCUAAGGGAAAAAGGCAGAACAAACGGGAAACAGAAACACACCAACGCCCUACAGCCUCUCUAGUUCUUGAUGUUGGAGCCAUUGGCUUGGCCUCUUCCGGCUCUUCUUCUAGCUCUUUAACUACAGCCAAAGCCCUUGCCGCGUCGCUUCUCGCCAAGUACAAUGAAAAGCAGCAGCGGUUGCAGAAGCAAAGACAGCAAAAUAAGCAGCAGAUGAAGAAGCUGGGGAAAAAGCUGAUCUCGGAUGUGUUGGACGGCAGUGCAGAAGCGUGUGACAAGGAUGGGUUACUAUGAAACGAAAAAGUGCACUCACACUCAAGAUUUAAGUAGGAAAGUAGGAUUUAAGUAGGAAAGUAGCCACUUUUUUUGAGUGUGAGUGCGCUUUUUUCUUUCAUAGUUACCUACGUUGUCCUAUUCUGAGGAGAGAGAAUGCAGUGCAACAGGUGCAGGUCUUCCAGCAGCAAGAACAUCUUCAGCUAUGCCUAGUAGCAUCCUUGGUGGAAUGAGUAGUAAUGCGGCAGCGUAUGGCCGUGUGAUGCCAGGAAGCGAAGACAUGGAGGACUUACAUGCACAGAUACGAGCACACAACAAGAGUAAACCGAGCAACAGUGCUGGAGGAGGAGGUACUUGGCGGGCAGGAGGGUACUACAACAUCGCAAGAACAACGUCUUCUAGUACAAUUAGUAGUGUGAACAAGAGUACUAAGAAAAAAACACAAACAGGAGAUGGUGGAACAUCAGAAGUAGAUGGCAGUACUAGAACUACAGAACAAGAAGACAAGAACUGUGAAGGAGAUGGCGCUGCUCCUCCUCUAGAGCUCGCGUCAGUGUUGCGACCAUUAGGAGCCACUAGAGUAGAAGAAGCUUGUCAUGCAGAUGAGUUCCCUGUAGAAGAACAAGACAAGGAAAAUGUAUAUGUAGCUGCACCAGGUGGAUGUCAACAAACUCAGAGUCGUCAAAAUUCAGUUGGUAUAGACGAUGAAAUACAAGACGGUCGUGACGACCUGAAUCAUCAAGGUGGCCGUGAACUACAAGAAGAGGGUAUUCAAAGCAUUGCCCGUGCGCUAGAACAAGCACGUCGAUAUCAGCAUUUCUCGAUUAAAUCCAAAUCGAGUCUGGAAAACAAAGUGCAACGUGGUGCGAAGUUGUUCUAUUUGAGACAUCAGGCGAAGAAUCAAAUCGAAAAAGAUUGGGACAUGGCAAAAGCUGAAGUCGCGGCUGUGGCCGAAGAGCAGUUCAUAUUGGAGGACCACCACCAAAGCAGGAGAGUCGAUGAAGAGCAGUUCCUGUUGGAGGAGGGCGAGGGUGGUUUAGCAGUAGGGGGAGGUAUGGACAUGGAGAUGGAUGAUAUUGUGCUGGAUUAAGCUUUUUGUUUUCGCGGAAGAAGGAUCGCUCUGGCUCAUUGUUCUUUCUGGAACAAGAUCUCUGGGCCAGUACCUGCAAGCGACGUACAGCAGUGAUGUGGAGGAGGUUUUUUCACAUCAUUUACAUAUUUACAUUUUCUGUUAAUGUGGCUAGAAGUAUAAAUUCUUCUCAGAGAAAGGAAUCAUGGAGUUGUGCAUCAUCGAUGACGAUCGCCCUAAAGUCACAGCUUUCAAUCCAAUAGUUUCCGGCUUCCAAAGCAAUAAGGUCGUGGAGAGAGGUGGAGAAAAGAAGCAACUGAAAUGACUAAAACUGAAGCCCUGUUGAUACUCGCUUCGCCAUGACUAAGGAAGGUAGUAGAAGUUUCUACAGUCUGGCUGGUGCAUAUCCAACUGAGUUGUUC
This is a messenger RNA of Amoebophrya sp. A25, 4513 nucleotides long. The record is from the annotation of a GenBank genome assembly. Lineage: Eukaryota; Dinophyceae; Syndiniales; Amoebophryaceae.